AUGGAUUCAGAUAUGGAAAAUAAACUUGCUCAACUUAAGUCUAAAAUAAAAAGUUUUCCCGAUUUUCCUAAAAAAGGAAUCUUAUUCUGGGACAUUUUCUCAGCUUUGUCAGAUGGUGCCACAUGUAAAUUAUUACAAGAAAUACUUGUAAAAGUUAUUAAAACCAAAUAUCCAGAUGUUGAUGCAAUAGUUGGCCUAGAAUCAAGAGGAUUUCUCUUUGCAUUUUCCCUUGCAGCUGAAUUAGGUAUUGGAUGCCUAGUUUUAAGAAAAAAAGGAAAAUUACCAGGGGAAGUCAUGUCAUACAAUUAUGAUUUAGAAUAUGGUUCAGAUGUAUUAGAAAUCCAGAAAAGUUCUGUAAAACCAAAUUUGAAAUGCUUAAUUGUUGAUGAUUUAAUAGCAACGGGAGGAUCAAUUGCUGCAGCUACUAAAUUACUUCAAAGCUGUCAAGUAAAUGUUAUUGGCUGUCUUGUUGUUAUUGAGUUAGAGGGUUUGAAUGGUAAAAAGAAGAUUCCAGAAGGUGUUGUUUUACAUUCCUUGUUAAAAUAU
This is a messenger RNA of Brenthis ino (lesser marbled fritillary), 546 nucleotides long. NCBI's taxonomy places the organism in Eukaryota, Metazoa, Arthropoda, Insecta, Lepidoptera, Nymphalidae. The record is from the annotation of a GenBank genome assembly.